CAGAGGCACAGAAAUCAAUUUAGCUGACACGGGAUCUGCUUAUUUCCUACAUCCCCAGAAGCAAUAUGCACUUGAGCGCAUACAAGUUGUGCCACCUGGUAUUCUUGUUUUGUAUUCUUGUGAGGAGUUGCCAGGCGUUCAAGAAUGAUGCUACGGAGAUCAUAUACUCGCACGUGGGUACUCCUGUGCAGGAUGCCCCGAGCAAUGCCUCUUUAAAUCGUGCAAGAAACGGCGGGAGAGGCGCGGGAAAUACUGCUGGGAACGAUAGAGUUGGAAGUCUGUGAUUCUGGCGCUGUUUGACUUGAGCUCUCUUAAGGACCCCGAGCAUGAAGGAGAGAAAGGGAGCCUCUCCUCUCUUCAUUCAUCAAACUCUGUCAUAGCGAAGGGGGCACAUUGUCACAGAUGUGUAUGGCAGUCUGUGAAUGGUGCCCUGGCUUGGAUUACAGGAUCAGAGACGCCAAGUUGGCUGUAGAGAGCUGAGGUCCACCAAGUACAUCUCUGAUGGCCAAUGCACAAGCAUCAACCCCAUAAAGGAGCUAGUAUGUGCUGGUGAGUGCCUCCCCGCUCAGAUGCUUCCCAACUGGAUCGGCGGCGGCUACGGCAGAAAGUUCUGGAGCCGGAGGAACAGUCAGGACUGGCGCUGCGUCAACGACAAGACACGCACCCAACGCAUCCAGCUGCAGUGCCAGGAUGGCAGCACAAGAACAUACAAAAUCACCGUGGUCACCUCGUGCAAGUGUAAGAGGUACUCCCGGCAACACAAUGAGUCGAGCCAUAUGAAGUUUGAGGAGCCUGCCUUGUCUCGGCCCCAGCUUCUCCACAAACACAAAGCCAAAGCCAAAAGGAGGCUAGGGAAGAUCAAGCUAAACGAGAAUUGGCAUGAAGCCGAGCCCUAAGGCAGGACUGCAGAAUCCCUCAGUGACUGUGUUCUUGGAUUAUCUUUUAUUGGGACUGGCUUGUUGUGAGGAGGACCACUGAAAGUGACUUUGUAAAAGCGAAUUGCAUUGGUUGCUUGCUACAUCUGAGGACCAAUGGGCACCAUUGAAUCAUUAGCUAAUAAGAUGAAAUGAACCUAAAUGGGGUCAUCAUGACCAAUAGAACUGUCUGGAACUUUAAGAUAAUUCGCAUCAUUCAAGUUCUUGUAUGACAAUGUAAACCUGCUCUUCACUCCAUUAUACAAACACAGUUUUACAGCCAAUAUAAUGUAAUAAAAGAAGCUCUGCAUGAAAAGGGGUUUCCCAUCACAAAAGCACCACAAAUACACAAUGUAAAUAUGUGUACAUAUAUAGUAUGAUAUCACAUGUCCUCUGAAGUAUGGUAACAUAUGUAUAAACAUUUUCUAUAAGAUGUAUAUGUUGUAUUGCUAUUCAUUUGAUAAACCUUUUAAUAUGCGUCAUACAUAUUUAGCAAAAAGCUGCCAUUGCUCAUGUUUUCAUUUGAAAAAAUAAUAAAUGUUAACACAAAUUUCA
Molecule: messenger RNA, 1469 nt
Organism: Salmo salar (Atlantic salmon)
Lineage: Eukaryota; Metazoa; Chordata; Actinopteri; Salmoniformes; Salmonidae
Source: RefSeq, a predicted model, not a curated record